Messenger RNA from Bombina bombina (fire-bellied toad), 5469 nucleotides. RefSeq names its product mitogen-activated protein kinase 1 (gene MAPK1). Gene Ontology annotation, cellular component: cytoplasm; nucleus. Gene Ontology annotation, biological process: protein phosphorylation; intracellular signal transduction. NCBI's taxonomy places the organism in Eukaryota, Metazoa, Chordata, Amphibia, Anura, Bombinatoridae. The record is from RefSeq and is a predicted model, not a curated record. Gene Ontology annotation, molecular function: MAP kinase activity; ATP binding.
AUCUCUCCUCCCCUCACACACCCAGCGGGCGGGAAGGCGUUAGCCAGGCAGCGCCUUACGCAGCCACCGACUAGUGAAGCCCUAACCUCGGACCGCGGCACUGCCUUAGGCUGGUCCCCACUGAGUUGGAAAAGUAGAACGAACGGAAGAUUGGCAACUUUAGCCUCGGAGACACCUAUUUUCGCAUCUUUAGUAAACAUGGCGGCAGCAGGGGCCUCGUCUAAUCCCGGCGGGGGACCAGAGAUGGUGCGAGGGCAGGCUUUUGACGUGGGACCGCGAUACACCAACCUGUCCUAUAUUGGAGAGGGCGCUUAUGGCAUGGUGUGCUCUGCUUAUGACAAUGUCAACAAAGUACGUGUUGCUAUCAAGAAAAUCAGCCCCUUUGAGCACCAGACGUACUGCCAGAGGACAUUGAGGGAGAUCAAAAUCUUACUACGUUUUAAACAUGAAAAUAUUAUUGGAAUCAAUGAUAUUAUCAGAGCUCCAACUAUCGAGCAAAUGAAAGAUGUAUCUGUGAUUUUGGAUUGGCCCGCGUUGCAGAUCCAGACCAUGAUCACACUGGCUUUCUCACAGAGUAUGUUGCUACUCGUUGGUACCGAGCGCCAGAGAUAAUGUUAAACUCCAAGGGUUAUACCAAAUCAAUUGAUAUUUGGUCUGUUGGCUGCAUUCUAGCCGAGAUGCUCUCAAACAGGCCUAUAUUUCCUGGGAAGCAUUACCUUGAUCAACUUAAUCAUAUACUUGGUAUUCUUGGAUCACCUUCUCAAGAGGAUCUGAACUGUAUAAUCAAUUUGAAAGCUAGAAAUUACUUGCUUUCUCUCCCACACAAAAAUAAGGUGCCAUGGAACAGACUUUUCCCAAAUGCAGAUCCUAAGGCUCUUGAUUUGUUGGACAAAAUGUUGACCUUCAAUCCUCACAAACGAAUUGAAGUAGAGGCAGCUUUAGCCCAUCCAUAUCUGGAACAGUAUUAUGAUCCAAGUGAUGAGCCUGUAGCUGAAGCACCAUUUAAAUUUGAAAUGGAGCUAGAUGAUUUGCCCAAGGAGACACUGAAGGAGCUAAUUUUUGAAGAAACUGCACGAUUUCAGCCAGGGUACUGACCAUAAUCCGAUCACAGGGAAAGGUGUUGGAAGACUUCGCACGCUCAGACAUCAGUGUUCUUCUUGCCAGUUCUUCCUCCUUGGCCAUGUCCUGUGACCCAUCUCAGCUUGUCCAGUCUAACUCCUUUGAGCCAUUAAGGAGGGCGGUUCCUGGUAGUUGUGGCUUUUUUAUGCUUCUGAUGAGUUAUUUCAGUCUGGAGAAUUGUUCUUAACACUCCUUCGUAAAGCCCUGUUGCAGCGCGGUGCGGCAACCUCACCUGCUGAUACCUUCAUUAACUGCUUGUACAUUUGUUUUGUUUUUGUUUUUUUAAUAUAAGGAUGCAUUGGUUUCUUUCCCUUUAUCUGGGUAAACAGCAACCUGAGUUUCUUGGGCUUUUCAUAUAAAAUAUCUAACCACAUGUAAAAACUGUGGUGAAUGGCUUUUUUUUUUUUUUUUUUUGGGAGAGAUGUUUCUCUGGGCACUUUAAAUCAAUGGAAAAACCCAUUUACUUGCACAUAUCAUUUUAAACUGUUGCAAUGGAAGCAUUGAAAUUCUAAUGAAGAUUAUCAAAUUCCGGUUACUGGCUUUCUCUAGCACUUAGAGCUGUGCAAGCAACUUUAAUCAUUUUUGUACAUGACUGUAAAUUUCAAAAUGCAUCCCUGUCUAGUGAUAUCCAUACAUACACCAUACAAGUCAUAACACAUUUGUACAAUAUAAAGCUGCUGCAAUUUAACACCCCCACAAAAAUUAAACCUGGGGCAUUUGUGCCAUUAACUGGCUUUUUUGGCCUAUGCGUUUCACUUAUUGAGGAACUUUAGGCAGACAUUUCUUAAAGUGGAACUAUAUACAGCAAGUGAAACCAAAUAACCAAAUGUUCUAGAAUUCUAUUUUUGUCCCGUUCCCUUUUCCACUUUUUUUUUUUUUUUUUUUUUUGCCCUCUCACUAUUGUUUGGUCGGCUUUCAGAACAUUUUGAGUAUGUUGGUUCAUUGAACAGCUUGGCUAGUUUUUUUGUUCAAUUAAGCAUUUAGCUGUGUAUUUCUUUAAUUCUCCUACUGGAUAAGUUUUUAUUUUUUUUAUUAACAAACCUAGUUUAAUUUUCACAGACCUAUUACUGCUUUUUUGGAUUUGAGACCUUCAGUUCUGUACGGUUUAAGAAAAGGUUUUUGCAUCCAUGUUGGGGCAACAAAUCAAGCUAGCGCUAAUCCUAUAUUUUUAACUGUAAAUCUUUAUUUGCAAGUAUUUUGUUCUUGGGAUAGUAUAAUGUGGAGUUUACUAGACAUGUAUAUACCAGUGCAGUGCCUCCUCCUUUGUCUCCUCACUGCUCUUUGGUGAAAGAUUUGCCUUCUUUAAAAUUGCCGUGCCCUUGCAUGACUGUUAAGCUUUUUUCUGUGCAAAGAUGAAUCUCUUAAGUGCCACACACAUAAUUAUCAAAUUUGUUACCUCUAAAUUGUAUUGAUUUGAAAUGUUCUCCUCUAGCCUACUUAUAGAUAAACAGUUCUAUUUUAAAUUUUGCUAUCUCCUUUCUUUUCACUGAUUCUGGCAGCAACUACUUUGUUUAAAAAAAAAAAAAAACUGCCUAGAAAUUCACAAAAAUGCAUUUGUAAUUUAUGAAAAUAAAUUGAAAUCUCGUUCAUAAUUUUCCCCCAGUUUUUUUUUAAUCUGCUUGUGAAAACAGUUGAGAUUUUUAUUGCAAAUAAUUUGUAUUGUGACUGAUUUAUAUAGUGAUUGUUUGAUACAAUGAUGUGAGUUGGAGCUGAUGCUCAAGAAAUAGAUGUCAAAUUACAACUUUUACAAUACACCAGGAAGUGUAGCACUUAGCCAUACACAUUUCUAUAUUGUGUGAGAGAGAGGCACUCCUUUUUGGUGAGGACAAUUUAGAUUAUAAUCUAACUGCUCUUGUUAAAAACAAAUCUUUAAUGUUGGAUGCAAAUUGUUUACUAAACUUUGCUGCCAGGCUACAUUGAAAUGUUUUGCACACAUCUCCAUUACAUAGCCAAAGGAAUUACACAUGGCAUUGUCCUUAAAUUGUAGAUUUUCUCAAGUAUGGCAUUUGAAUUCACUUAGAGCAGUUUUAUUACGUUUUGCAGUUCUACAUGCAUGACAAAGCAUUGUGCUUGAGAAAUAUUGCCAAGUAAACACCUAACUAAACUUCUAAAAAGAAAAUUCCUUAAACGGGACAAGGAAAAUAUACAUCUAUGCACUAUAUCUUAUUGCUCAUUUUUAAUUUUCCAUGUUUCUCCUAUAUCGCCAUUCUAUAUUAGGCAUCAGGGAAAGCAGAAGCCAUAUUCUGAAAAGGAGUCAUAUAUAUAUAUUUUAUUUUUUGUGCAUUCCCUAUGAUAUGCUUUACUCCACAUACAGAGUACCUGGUGAAAUAGCAAAACUAUUAACACUGAUGGUCAGUAUUUUUAUAGAUAAUGGCCUCAGCUGGCAAUUGAUGUAUCCUGUUUUGCAACCAGGCUUAUCAGAAAUUAAUGUUCUCAUAAGAUCUUUCAGCAGUGUCCGUUACUGUCAGGCAUUAUAAAUUUUUCCCGCUUUUGACGUAAUUUAUUUUAAUUUUAAAGCAGGAAAACCUAUUCCAUUCCAGCUAAAGGAUUCCAGUGUUCAUGUGAGGUUUUACGGGAGCAUGUGAAUAGCCAAAAAUGCCUGCUGUGUGUUUCCCCCCCCCCCCCCCUUCUCCUUAAUAUUAAUACCCAUAUUGGAGGUGUCACUACUAACUGCACUUCACCAACUGCCUUCAGGUCUACACUGUUCACAAGCAAAAACAAACCUGAGAUUUACUCAUUUUAACCAGUUAACCUUGCUGUGGUUGCUAUUGAUUAGUGCUGGGUAUCAUGAACAGGCGCAUUUGUAAAAGGUGGAUAAUAUCUUGCACACUACUUUAAAUGUUCAGCUUUCUCAAAUCAUUAAGUGGAGAUGCAACCAAUGGUCAAAACUGGUGAUUUAUUUUCUUAUCAUUACAUUUUGUGUUGUCCAUAUAAUGCACUCUUAACAGAUUACUAAAAGAGCUUUGUACUUGCUUUGUACUGUUGGUGCCUUUUUAGUCUUGUAUUCAAAAAUGUGUGUAGCUGAUUAAGUAGGUUGUCAAGAUUGAUGUUUCACUGCUGGAAAGGGCCUGUAGUUCAGUGCUAGAUGUAUAUAGCCCAGAUGCAGAACCAUCUAGCAGUGAAUGGUUUUCAAAAGAUAUAUAUUGAAAUAUUUUAUAACAAUUCAUGUAUGUUCCUUUAAACUGUAUUGUAACAGCUAAACUUGUAUUUUAUUGUGAAAGGUAUGUAAUCUGGAUAAUUGAUUAAGACAAAAUUGUAAGAGAUUUAUAAUUUUUGUUAAUUCUAUUGAUGUAUUUAACUUUUUCCUCAAUUGGUUGAAUGUUCUAUAUUUCUGGCUUAAACUUGUUAAAACAUUGUAAGACAAAACAAAAAGCGGAUUAAAUAAUUAAAUUGUAUUCCUGUAUUACCAACAAUGUAUUUUUAUGUACAAAAUUUUAUUUUUUUCCCCCCACAAAUUUAACUGGGAAGCAAAUAUCUCACUGUAUUGCAGUUUCACAUCCAGUUAGGGAAACAAAGGUAAGGGGUGUGCAAAUUUUAUGUAUUUACACAGAUAUUUUAGAGCUGAACGCCACAGUUGCCAUUUAUUGCAUUUUGUUUCGCUAAUGAAUACUGAAUGCUGUAUAAUUGUGCAUUCCUAGUAACUAAUGCUUAUUGGUUGACCAAAAUAUAUAAAUGGUAUGUAAAAACAGUUUAUUUGGAUCUAGGGAUGCUCAUUUGGUCAUUUUAUCUGCUGCCAAAUGCAAAGAAGGCGGCUGCUCAUGGCAUUUGGCUCUUUUUGGAGCAGGAAUUCUUUUUGUGAAAGUGCAAUGCACAUCUCUUUCUAGAACAGUAGUUUCAAACAUUUGUUGCAUAGUUUCUGGAGACUCCUUUGUUCUUUUCCUCAUAUUCCUUACUCGUUAGCAAGGAUAUUGCAUGUGUGAUACAAUGAUAAACUGAAAGCAUCGAACAAAGAAAAAGAUUUGAAUCAAUUUAAAAUGUAUAGUUUCUCUAUUUUGUACAAAACGGGUUAAUUUUGAAAAGAGGAUUCAAAUAUCUGAGGUGCACAUUUUAGAUUUCUUGCUUUAUAUUUCACGGUAUAUGAUAAAACAUUUGCACUUCUUGAUAAUACGUUCUGAAUUCAGUUGGAGAGGUGGAGACUUGCAAAGCCAGUGGUCUUCAGUAAACACUACUCUUCCCACCUUUUUCAGAUCUAAUCUCUCCCGUUUUCAUGUUUGGAGUAAAAUGGAUUAGAACUGUUAAAAUCAUGUAAGUAGUCAUUAAUUGUACAUUUUUAAGAUAUUGUCAUGCAUUAAAUGUCACUUUUUAUGUAUAGAACCUAUAAGUGUGAAUAAAGACUAUUCUUGCAGUGAA